GGGACAAGAGGCGUUUAGAGGAGGAAGCAGCCCCGGACAUGCACCGAGCUAACUCCAGCUAGCUUUUUGUUGACAGUGCGGCUGCUGUCAAACAGGACCUCCAUUUAAACGGAUAUUUUCUGUGUCACCUCGUAUUUUAACACCCAGGUUUUCACGCGUGCCUGUGAUCCAUGUUACUUACAAUUUAGUUAAAAGUUUGUAUAUCUUUUGGACCACAUGUGGAGCUAAACUAUGGCAUCAAGAGGAGGCUUCUCGAGUCCGCAGAUGAACCCAAAUAUGAAUCUCAUGAAUGUGCCUCAUGCAGCGGGUGUGAGGAUGCCACAGGCCCCGGCGGGAUACCUCCGGAACAUGAGCACUGGCCCGCAGUACCCCCAGUGCCCGGGGAUGCCACCCAGUGGAGUCAGGGGCCCCAUGGGAUCAAUGGGGGGUCAACUCCCUGGCCCUUCUUUUGGUGGUGGGAACAUAUCCAUGCGUCCUGGAAUGGGACCCCCAACUAUGGACCCCUCAAGGAAACGCUUUCUACAGCUUCAGCAUCAGCAACAACAGGAUUCUGUGGGAGGCCCAAGACGUGGAGGGGCCAAAAAACGUAAGAUGGCUGACAAGGUCCUCCCUCAGAGGAUCAGAGACCUUGUUCCUGAGUCCCAGGCUUAUAUGGAUCUGCUGGCCUUUGAAAGGAAACUUGAUCAAACCAUAGCUCGAAAGCGAAUGGAGAUUCAAGAGGCCAUCAAGAAACCCAUCAUGCAAAAGCGCAAACUCAGGAUCUACAUUUCAAAUACAUACACCCCCAGUAAGCCUGAGGGCGAGGAAGCCGAGAAAGUGUCUUCGUGGGAACUCCGGGUGGAAGGCAAACUUCUGGAAGAGCCAGGUAAACAAAAGAGGAAGUUCUCGUCCUUCUUCAAGAGUUUGGUGAUUGAGUUGGAUAAAGAGCUCUAUGGACCGGACAAUCACUUGGUGGAGUGGCACAGGAUGCCAACAACUCAGGAAACAGACGGUUUUCAGGUCAAACGACCUGGAGAUGUGAAUGUCAAAUGCACUCUUCUCCUUAUGCUUGAUCAUCAGCCCCCUCAGUAUAAACUUGACCCGCGUCUGGCUCGUCUGCUGGGCGUGCACACACAGACUCGGGCCAGCAUCAUGCAGGCUCUUUGGCUCUAUAUCAAAAACAACAAACUGCAGGACAGCCAUGAGAAGGAGUACAUCAACUGCAACCGCUAUUUCAGACAGAUCUUUGGUUGCCAUCGCAUGAGGUUCUCAGAGAUUCCUAUGAAACUUGCCGGCCUUUUGCAGCACCCAGAUCCGAUCAUUAUCAAUCACAUGAUCAGUGUGGACCCCACAGAUCAGAAGAAGACAGCAUGCUAUGACAUCGAUGUGGAGGUGGACGACCCACUGAAGGGCCAAAUGAACAGCUUCUUAUCCUCCACCACAAAUCAACAGGAGAUUGCGGCUCUGGAGAUGAAGAUCCAUGAAACGAUAGAAUACAUAAAUCAGUUAAAGACCGAGAGGGAUUUCAUGUUAAGCUUCAGCAAUAAUCCACAGGAUUUCAUACAGGACUGGCUCAAAUCGCAGAGCAGAGAUCUCAAGCUAAUGACAGACGUGACUGGAAACCCUGAGGAGGAGAGAAGGUCAGAGUUUUAUCAAGAAGCCUGGGUCCCAGAGGCUGUGGGCCGAUACGUUUACUCAAAAGUUCAACAAAGACGACAGGAGUUGGAGCAGGUGUUGGGGAUCCGCCUUACCUAAGGACAUAAACAUUGAAUCUAAAUGUUACUUGUGCUAAAACAAAAAGCUUGAUCAGAAUCAUGUGGAUGUUGCAGGUUAAGAGUCUAAAAGCCAUCUUUGUAAAUAUUAUAUACUGGGAUAACUGGUGCCUUGUUUGUUUUAAAAUCAAAAUUUUAUUGGACCAAAGUGCAAGUGUUCAUGAUCAUUAAUUACUUAGUUGUUUUGUACUUGUUUGUACAAAUUACAGCAUUGAUUGUGUUUAUAUAUUAUGUGAAUGAUACAUGUAACAUCCACCCUUAAACCAUAGGCAUUGGUGCUGUUUAAACUUUUAAUCGGUUAUGGAUAGUUAAUUUCUUGCAUUGUUUCAUUUGAUGUUUCUCUUCCAUCUAAAUAUCUUGUAUUGAGCAGCAAAAUUUUAAUCUCAAUCUCUUUUUUUUUAUUUGGCCAUUUAUGUCAUCAAUGGUCUUUGUACUGUGAAGAUUAACAGAAAAGAGUUUAUGCUCAUCUUUUUACUGUCAGGGUUAUAUCUUGUGUUAAUAGUGGCAGCAAAUGUAAAUUGUUUGUUGUUAAUGUUUCUGUUGGGUAACUUGAAUGGUUUUAUACAAGGUUUCUAUGGGAUCUUCUGAACAUUCCAGGUUCACAUAUGCUGUGCCAUUUUUUUCCACACGUUUUUGUUCAUCUGCAUGUUUUGUAAUGACAAUCAAAGAGCUAUAUCUUUUAUAUAUCUGGAUUUUUACAAUAAACAUAUUUACCAUUA
Periophthalmus magnuspinnatus is the source of this 2470-nucleotide messenger RNA. RefSeq names its product SWI/SNF related, matrix associated, actin dependent regulator of chromatin, subfamily d, member 2 (gene smarcd2). Gene Ontology annotation, biological process: regulation of transcription by RNA polymerase II. The record is from RefSeq and is a predicted model, not a curated record. Lineage: Eukaryota; Metazoa; Chordata; Actinopteri; Gobiiformes; Gobiidae. Bases 232 to 1734 code for a protein of 500 amino acids. Gene Ontology annotation, cellular component: nucleus; SWI/SNF complex. The transcript has 13 exons.